Messenger RNA from Phytophthora sojae, 165 nucleotides. RefSeq lists its product as hypothetical. NCBI's taxonomy places the organism in Eukaryota, Oomycota, Peronosporomycetes, Peronosporales, Peronosporaceae. The transcript is spliced from 2 exons. Bases 1 to 165 code for a protein of 54 amino acids. The record is from RefSeq and is a predicted model, not a curated record.
AUGGCGCCUCCACCCGAGGAAGGCAUGACCUUCCACGACGGGAGCGCUGCGGUGGAGGCUAUUCAAGACUACGCAUUGUCCAUUAAGAAGCGGCUGUACCAGCGCAAGAACAGCAACGCUUGGUACAUCAGCUCGCUGGAUCUAGGGCACAUGAACUGCACUUAG